Bursaphelenchus okinawaensis is the source of this 1358-nucleotide messenger RNA. The record is from the annotation of a GenBank genome assembly. Lineage: Eukaryota; Metazoa; Nematoda; Chromadorea; Rhabditida; Aphelenchoididae.
AUGUCAGACGUUAUGGUCAGUAUUUUAUGUUUCAACGUGAUUUGUAGAUUUAUAUGUAAACUAGUGUAACUUUCAAAGCUAAAAUUACUUCUUACGAUGUAGAGCACAAUGACAAUUAUGCUUACUAAGAGGUCAUUCACCUUCCAAGCUGUUAUUGCAAAUUGUUUUUGUAAAUUUUAGUAAAAUGGUGUGAUAACCAUGCACUAACUGUCAUUCUUAUCACACGUUUAAUAUAAAAAGUUUACAUGCAUACCUACAACUAUUUUUAGCCAUUUUUCCUUUACAUAUGACACAUUUUCCAAUAAAAAAUUCAUUUUGUCAAGAUCACGGUACAAAAACGUUAAAUACACAUCAAGAUUACAGUACAACAAGUUUUAUUUUCAGAAAAUGGCGGGUAUCUCACAGACACUGCUGAUCUACACGGGCAUGGUCGGUAUCGUGUAUCUGGGUACGGAUGGAUUCAGAAAGAAUGCGCCAUUUGUCUUCACAUUGCCAGUGGUCGUUCUCGGCUUCAUUACGUUAACAACGCGGAUGCCAAUGAUGCGGAAAGUCUGCACAUCGGCUUCGUUCUUCUUGUUGGGUGAGCCGUUUUUCAUGAUAAGGUUACGCAUUUUCUUUACGAGUGAAUUUAGAAAAUAAAAAUUUCCGCGUAAAAUCACUCCCCCCCCCCUCCCACCCACCUUCUUUACAUAUUACACAGCUUUUCAUAUAACCAUAACAAUUUAGCCGCGGCGCUAUACGAGUGGUCGAUGAGUCCUCGGCGGCUGGAGAUAAACGCCUCUAUCAUUUCGGCCGCUCACAUCUUCUACUUGAUCUCGUUCCUCGGGUGUGUCAAGAAGUGGUGGAAGAGUUUGGCCAUCUGCACGGUUCUCUUUUCUGUCACCUUUUCGUAUAUGGUGUUCGCUGACUUGUUCCGAUCACUACCGUGGGUUGUUGUAGCUUGUGUUGCCGCCCAUUCCUCAAUUGGCGUCACGUUCGUGGCAGCCGGCUCUGUUUGGAAGAAGGGGUCCAAGGUGGCGUUUGCAGAGACGGUAAGUAAAAGCAGGUUUCUUAAUAUAAUGACAUGUAAUCUUAGGUAACACAUAAAUCUAAUUUUGUUGAAUAAUUUUACACGUUGUUAUUGUUAAUUGUGGAGUAAAAUUACAUUACAAUUCAAUGUUUUAGCAAAAUUACAUUACAAACCAAUUUUACAGGCAGCUUUUACUCGUUUCAUCGGCAUCUUCUUCUGCUAUAUUUGUGACGUAGCACUGUUGUCAAACCGUUUUGCCAAACACACACCCCAAUUGGUGUUCUACCUUAACACCACUUACUACGUAUCUCAAUAUCUACUGUACUUUGCAAACGAAAGAGCUUUUUAA